AUUUAGGAUCCACUUAACUGUUGAACUCUAUGAUAAACCAGCAACUGUAUCACUAGGUUUAGAGGACAGAAUUUUCAGAUAACUAACUAGUUGCAUUGCUCUUACCAUGUCUGAUGAACCUGAACUUACAGAAUGGCAAAAAUACCUUUUAGAUGAAGACACAGACAUUGCUAUCUGUCAGAAUGAUCUGAAGGCUUUUGAAAGACGGUUGACUGAAGUUAUUGACAAACUGCAGCCAGCAGCCAGGUUUUGGCGAAUCAUUUUGAUCAUCAUCUCAGUAUGUACAGCCAUUGGAGCAUGGGCCUGGUUAUGGGAUCCUGCCACUGCUCAGAUAUCAUUCAUCCAAUCUCUGUGGAACCAUCCUUUCUUCACUAUCAGCUGUAUUACACUGUUUGCACUUUUCAUGUGUGGCAUCCAUAAGAGAGUUGUUGCACCAUCCAUUGUUGCUUCUCGAUGUCGGCAAGUUCUUUCAGAUUAUAACAUGUCUUGUGAUGAUACAGGAAAGCUGAUUCUUUUAAAACCAAGACCUUCAAUAUGACACAUGGAGAUUUAGAAAAUUUUAAACUUUUGAUGGCCAAUUUCAUUGUUACUGGAUUUUUUAUUCUGAAAUCCUGAAUGAUUUUGUCAUAAUAUAUUUUUAUAUAUACAUACACACACAUACAUACAUAUCACACACACACACACGUGUAAUAUACAUACACACACACACAUGUAAUAUACACUUACAUACAUAUAUACACAAGUGUAUUUAUAUAUAUAUGUGUGUUAUACACAACAUGGUUAAAUGCUGUAUUCUUUUGUAUAAAACCCCAGAGUGCAUAAUAUACACUCACAAAAUGUUAAGAGUAUGUAGGUAUGUAUGUAUGCAUGCAUGAAUGUAGGUAUGUAUGCAUGUACGCAUGUAUGAAUGCUUGUAUAU
Molecule: messenger RNA, 919 nt
Organism: Octopus sinensis (East Asian common octopus)
Lineage: Eukaryota; Metazoa; Mollusca; Cephalopoda; Octopoda; Octopodidae
Product: nuclear envelope phosphatase-regulatory subunit 1-like
Exons: 5
Coding region: 107-538 (143 amino acids)
Cellular component (GO): Nem1-Spo7 phosphatase complex; cytoplasm
Source: RefSeq, a predicted model, not a curated record